AGCAGAACUACUUUUGACAACCUGCCAUUAAUCACACGGUCCCUUCCUUCUACGUGUCCCAGGACCUGGAAGAUUUUUCAGCUGAGAGAAAACCCUCUCCGCAGCAAACUUUGGUCAGCCUUAGGAGGCUUAUGCACCCCUCCAAUCCCGCAUCAUUCUGACGACCACUCAGCCUCAGUUUCAUGAUCUUUGCGAUCUCAGCUGACUAGGUUAUCCUUGAUUAAAGAGUAUCGCUGCCAUCCCCUCCUUCCUUAUAUUGCGUCUUUUUCUGCGCGAUCCCAUUUUCGUUUUCUUUGCCUUAUUCUUCUCUUUUCGUCCGAUUUCUAUCCAGCGGGAAUUCUACGAUGGGGCACAACAUGGACGAAACACACAAGAGACCCAAGGGUAUCCUGAAGAACCCUAGCUCUCAAAGCAUUCAAACAACACAUGAUACUUUGGCCCCGCGGGCCCCCUCUACAGAACCCAUGGAUACGAAGGAGCUCACCCUGCAAAAUACCCUACAAAACGCCGGACGUCGCCGCUCCUCGUCCACCACACGUCCUGGGACCGCUUCUCGACGCCAUUCGGUGGCUAGUGUCCAACAUGAUGAGAACUCGCCGCGGUUGAAAUGGGACGAGGCAAAUCUUUACCUGACUGAACAGGAGAAAACAGCUAAGAUGAAGAUCGACGAACCCAAAACACCGUAUGCGCCGCACUAUGACCCAAGCCAGGAUGGAGAAGAAAUGGAGCUUGCAGAAGCUGAAGACAGCUUGAUCGACGCGCAAGGGGUGGUUGUGGACGAACUUGACAAGACGACCAAAGAUCCUCGGAAAGCAGUCGCUGAAGAUGAGAUUCCCGAUCUAGAACUAGGAGAGCCGGAGGAAUCGAUCCUUGAUCGUGCUGGGGCCCAAGAUAGCGAUCGCAUCGUACGCGCGCGGAGUCUGAGCAAUGAGUCGCACCGGAGUGACAAGCAUGUGGUUAUGGGAGCCAACGAGCCCAAUGGCGAGGCCGGCGCCGAUGCGGAUCACUUGUUAAGUCCCGAAGAGGCCCAGGAGAAGCAUCGCCAAUUUGAGCAGCAGAGGAAGCAGCAUUACGAGAUGCGGAAUAUCAAAGAACUUCUUGCCCAUUCCGUAGACCUAGAGGAAAUGGACGAGGAUGAAGACGAGGGUGCGAGCAAGAACUCUACCCCUGCUGUUCCGCCGCCGAUGCCCCAAAUUCCCCAGAAGUUCUUGAGGGAAGGGAAGUAGGGGCUACAUUUCCCUGCUGGCAUUAAUUUCGAUCAGUGCUAAGCUGUGCCUAUUUUAUUUUAUUUUUAUAUAUAUUUUUUUUAUUUUUUUCAUCUUCACCUCACACCUACCUAUGCCACUUUUGUAUAUUUGUAUAUUCCCCAGCGAUCUCCAUGUUCUAUGUUACCAAUUAUGAGUGACCAUUAUGGGCAUUUCCAGCCCCUAUUCCCAUUGCUACGGAGAUAAGUCAUGUUCCAAUUGACUUGGGUUUCGUUGAGAAAUGAUGAUAGAUCAUUUUGUGCAGGAACAGAUCGGAGGAUGAGGGCCCCGUUGAUCUGAUAAGUGGAUGAUUUUAUGGCCAGCUUCGUUAAGGGGAGGGGGCAUGAAUGAAUUAUGGACGAACAGAGGUAGCCACGGAAACUGGAUGUGACUUGGCAUGAGAAACCUUACAGAGGGUAUUUCAUGCAUGCAUGUCUGAGUGGUACAGUCACAAUAAGGGGGGGAGGGUGUUCAUCUCGUCCGAAUUAGAGAGGCAGCAGCCAACAUCCGUAGAGGCUCCACAAUAGCCCUACUUAGUCAUUGUACAUACUCCGUACUGUACCCUUGGUGGAUGUUAGGUUAGUAGUAUAUUGUACAGGGACACCAACCACAGUGACACACGGGAAACGAAUCAAACAUAUCAAAGAGAAAAGAGAAACGAGAAAAGAAAGGAAAAGAGAACAUUCGUGGAUAUGGUAGAACAAGUUAACUGUUCUUGAGAACAUGAU
Molecule: messenger RNA, 1972 nt
Organism: Aspergillus caelatus
Lineage: Eukaryota; Fungi; Ascomycota; Eurotiomycetes; Eurotiales; Aspergillaceae
Product: PP1-complex regulatory subunit GLC8
Exons: 2
Coding region: 345-1226 (293 amino acids)
Biological process (GO): regulation of signal transduction
Molecular function (GO): protein phosphatase inhibitor activity
Source: RefSeq, a predicted model, not a curated record